GUGCUCAGCUGGCUCCCCAUGGCGCCGCGCAGAACGAGUUGCCCACCACUCUACUCGGCUCUGUUCAGAUCGCUGGACCCCCUCCUGCCUGCCCGAGCUGCCAGCACAGCCUGGGAAGCCGCACCCCUUCCCGCCUCUGGCUCCGCCUUCGAGGAGGGCGGGGCCGAGACCGCUCUGAAGGAUGGCCAGGGGUUCGGGCGUGUCACACCUAGGGGCGAGGGGAGCAGGCGGCUGCGAGGCCCCGGACAGACCGGCAGACGAGUCCCGCUUCUCGGGCUACCACAUCCCAGCCUCAGUUUCCCCACCUGCCGAAUGGGAGAGGCUUCCCAACAAAGACUGGUUUUAAAUCACGAACUCUCCGAACUUUUUAACCAGCUGUGGGAUGCUGAUGUCAACCGCUUUGGUCCCAGCAGAGACUACGCCAUCUCCCUGCAGGGGAAGGCAGACUUUGUCCCCCAAGGCGUCCACAGAACUGUUGACCAUGCUUCUCAGGCUCUCUUCCUCUGGGUGAAUGAGAGCCGGUUACAGAGCACCAAGACCUUUGCAGCUUUUAUCUCCCUUUUGGAUAACUACGAGACAUCAACGGGAAUAGCAGAAGUCGUGACCCCGGAGGAGGAAGCAGAAAACAACCGAUUCUUGGAUGCAGUCUUAGAGACAGAGGUGAUGAAGCUCGCCCAUCAGUAUCUGGUGGGAAAAAAUUGGUCCAAGCCCAGCCUGGUGGAUUUCAGGGCUCAGCUCUACGGAAUCUGGUUCCAGCUGUACACUCGGGAGGGCCGCCAAGGGCCUGAUUCUUGUGGUUUUGAGCACGUGUUUGUGGGUGAAACCCGGCGAGGGCAGGACAUCCUGGGUUUCCAUAACUGGGUCCAGUUCUACCUUCAGGAGAAGCAGGGAAAUAUCGAUUACAAAGGUUACGUGGCUAGACGGCACAAGAGCCGGCCUGAUGAAGAUGACCAGGUGUUGAACCUUCAGUUUAGCUGGAAGGGUUUGGUGAAACCUGUGGGCAGCACCUUUCUGGGCGUGAGCCCCGAGUUUGAAUUUGCCCUCUUCACCAUUGUGUUCCUGCAGUCCCAGGAAAAGGUCACUCGGGUGCUCGUCUGCAUUGAAGAGUAUGAGCUGCAGCUUGUGGUCUACCGCCACGGCCGCCACAUUGGCUCUGCCUACCCUAUCCUGCUCAGCAGCGACAAUGAGGACCUAUACUGAGCCAGGGCUGGGCCGGGGGCCGGGCAUCUCAAACUGCAGGGAUUGGAAAGAAAACCUUCUUCACGGAAGUCUUUGGUCAUUCAUUAGGGUUAGAAAGCAAAGAGGGGCACAAGCUAUUGUCUAGGGGAAUGGACUCUAAUGCUUGGGAGGACAGAAGUCCUCAGCUCGGGUGUCUACUUUGUACUUUGUGUCUCCGUGGACAAGUUCGGGCUAAUCUCCACCUGUAAACAUGGGACUAUUCUCCUCAGAUCUGAAAAUUUCUGUUCUAAGGCCCCUCCGAGCUUUGGCAUCCCCUGUUCUAAGGCCCCUCCAAGCUUUGGCAUCCCCUGCUCCUUUUCCAAAUGCUAGCUAGUAUAACUGAGAUUUCUCCUGCUUCAUUCAGACUCGCUUUCUGAAGUCUGCUUGGAGCUAGUUCUUGCCAAUUUUUCUGGGGAGAAAAACUCAUCAAAGAACAGCGCUGAAAGGGCCCCAGGGGCCGCCUGCUUAACCCUUUCAUUUUACAGUUAGAAGUGGGGCCCAGAGAGGGCAAGUGCCCGAGGUCAUACAGCAAGGUAGAGGUAGAGCCUGGAGCCCCAGGUCCUGGUCCAACAGCCCUUCUCCAGCUUCGGCCACAUUCGGUAAAGGUCGAUGUCCUCUGACGACUAGCCUCAGGCAAAGCUUUCAAGAUGCCGUCCAAUGGGAGUUCAGGAGCCGGGUCUAUUCUUUUAAUGCUGAACUCAAGACAAGAGAGUGAGCCCUUUCCUUUGCAACUGAAUAGAAAAGGAUUGUCCAUGAAACUCUCUUAUGUACACUUCACCUCUUUAAAAAAUGUCUACAGUAAAUUCAGCGGGAGACUUUCAAAGCUGUCCUGAUGGUACUUCCCUCUGGUUUAUUCUGUAUUUUAAAAAAAGUGACCCUCUUUGUCUCCUUUCUUUGGCAUCUCUAUUCCUUUUCCUCCUCCCCACCCCUUGCAACUGAAAAGAAAGGAAAAAAUAAGCCGCCCCAAACCUUGUAACAAGUAUGAAUGACCAAACAAAACAGCUUUCUACAUUGGCCCCGCCUGGAAAUGCCCCCCUUGUUCUGCAGGUGGGUCUGCCCCAUCCUGGUCUGCAGGUGGCAGCCUGCUUUAUCCUUGGUCCUCUGUAACUGUGGUUGAGCGCGGCACUAAUCCGACUCUCAAUAUGGUGCUUCCUCACAACGUAGUCAUCGUGGUAUAAUAGUCCUGGUUCUGCUUCCUUUGUGCCCAGGCUCCCAGGUUUCUCUGAAGCUAUCUUUCUGAUCAUUUCCCAGAAAACCAGGGCUCUGGAAAGGCAUUGAUGCAUCACCCAUGCCUGUAUCUAUCUGGUACCCCAUGGGGCAUCUCAACUAGCGAUACACUGUCUAUACGUAUUCACCCAAGAAGGGGAUGGGAAUUUUAUGAAAACACUGAACAGGUUUAUCAUCCCAAAGUAUUCCUGCCUGAGUGCCCAUAAUGGUGCUAGUCAUUCUCCCACCUGCAAACUGACAAGCUUUGGUUGGCCUGAUGCCUGAUCACUACUUCUAGCCUCGUAAGAGCCUUUGAAACCAGGACACUAACUUCUUAGAAACUUAGAAAGAAGCCAGUUCUGCUUUGGCUUCCAUUUUGGACAUGUUUAGAAUUCUUUACUAAAGCCUUUUCCUUUUAUACUUCAAUCAUUUCCCCUAAAUUCUUUGUCCCAUACUGAAGUCUCCUUUAUGUUAAAAAAAAAAAAGGCAACAGCAAUUAUAUCCAGUGGUGUAUAUCAUUUUUCACAUUUGUAGCCCCCCUCACACACUCACACACACACACACACACACACACACACACACACACACACAGAGCUAUGUUUCAACAUCUCUGCUCUAGGAUUAAGAUUAUUUAUUACAAUUAAGCUUCUGGCUUCCUUUCAGUAAACCUUAGGCUGUCUUGGUCGUUCUGUGAAUUGUCCCCUUGCUUCCAUUUCUAACUACACUCCGCUUCUGUUCACCCAAAGCAUCCUGUAUUUCUCUAUUUUUUUCCUGUUCAUUGUUUCUUAGUGUCAAACACUCCCCCACUGCAUCUGUGUUCUACAGCCUAUUUAGCCAUCCCCUAUUGGCAGGUGUCUGCUUUGUUUUCACUUCUGUGGUUUCACGAAGAGCGAUGUUAUGAGUGUCUUGGUACAUACACAUGGGGACUUUGUUUUUGUCUUCAAUGCCCUUGGAAGCCCCACAUGCUCAUGUAUCAGAACGUCUGAACAGGGUAGUGACUUUUCUUGAACAAUUUAAUACGGUCCAUCCCUAGCAUGGAGUUAAAAUGAAGCUCCACUCCUAGUAUAGAAUGGGAGCGAUGGUGUCCAUCCCCAGAAUGGAAAAGGAAGAAGGAAGAAGUGGCCCAGGGAAGCUGGUUGUCUUCUUAGCUACUUCUAAUGGAAUGACAGCAAACUGGCUUAUCACCUCAAAAUUGUGUCCCUUGAACACCCCAAUGAUGUUUCGGUCACUUUCAUCCACAACCUUGGCAGACUCUGUAAAACACUUGUUAUGGAAGCAACAUUGUUGAGAUGAUACCAAAGAAAACACUUAACUCUGCUUGAGAAAUAUUUUGUGCUUAACCAACCAUUAUCUUCAGAUGGAUUACAGCUUCUAUGGGGAAAACACAUGCCUUUCACAAAACAUCCUGGCCACUGAGUGUAAACAUCUGAGUACACACUGCAUGGACCAGACCAAGGCUGUCAAUGCUCAGGGGCAGCCCAUCUACUUUCUAGGGCUCAAAGCAGCCUGAAAUGACUUUGAAUGAGUCUGCCUACUCUGUGCCAGGCACUGGCAUUACAAUGAAACGGUUCCUGCCUGCUAGGAGCUCGCAGUCUGUCUGUUAAGAGAGUUUGCAACUGGAGGCUUUGACAUUGCCUUGGUCCUGUCUGUAAGCUUCUGUGACACCAGCGUCCUUGCUGAUAAUGUAAUCCCCCAAUUAUGCCAUUUUUUUUUCUGGUGGAAAAAAAUUCAAUCCAUUUCAGGAUCUUGUUUCCAGGAGUUCCUCACCCUUCAGAAAGUCUUGUUUUCUGUA
This is a messenger RNA of Phascolarctos cinereus (koala), 4216 nucleotides long. Its product is annotated as poly(U)-specific endoribonuclease-like. The record is from RefSeq and is a predicted model, not a curated record. NCBI's taxonomy places the organism in Eukaryota, Metazoa, Chordata, Mammalia, Diprotodontia, Phascolarctidae. Gene Ontology annotation, molecular function: RNA endonuclease activity.